ACCGCUGUAUAAAAGCGUCCACUCCCAGAGAAGAGAAGAAACAGAAACCAGAAACGCGGCAAACAGUGCGAACCAACGUCUUGAGGCGCAGAUACAUUUAGAAGAUACAUUGUACUCCCCAGUUUUUUUUGUUGUUUUUUGGUUGCUUCGACGAUUAGCAAGUGAACGACGACGAAGUGAACGGCUCGAAAGCGCGUCGAGCAGAACAAAAAAGAGAAUAGAACGUACCAAGUGUGUGCUUCGAAAGCAGCCAGCCAGCCAGGCCAUCCAAUCCAUCCAUCCAACCACCACCGAAUAGCGCCGCCACCAGUGCCACCACUGCCUGCUUAAGUAGCUCAGUAUCCCGAGUAGCAACUACCAAAAAAAUCACAGAUACAAUAAUGGCCGAGGCUAACAAGAGGAAUAUCCCCAUCAAGCUGGGCGACUUCAGCGUCAUCGACACGGAGUUCAGCAACAUCCGCGAACGCUUCGACUCCGAGAUGCGCAAAAUGGAGGAGGAGAUGGCCAAGUUCCGCCACGAGCUGAUGAACCGCGAAGCCAACUUCUUCGAGUCCACCAGCUCUACUAAAAAAACAACAACAACAACCAGCUCAACGACAAAUUCGGCCCUGCCAUCGCGAAUCCCCAAGCAACAGAACUACGUCUCCGACAUCAGCUCCCCCUUGAUCCAGGAUGAGGGCGACAACAAGGUCCUGAAACUGCGCUUCGAUGUCAGCCAAUACGCCCCCGAGGAGAUUGUUGUGAAGACCGUCGAUCAGAAGCUGCUGGUGCACGCCAAGCACGAGGAGAAGUCGGACACAAAGAGCGUCUACAGGGAGUACAACCGGGAGUUCCUGCUGCCCAAGGGCGUCAAUCCCGAGUCGAUUCGCUCGUCCCUCAGCAAGGACGGUGUCCUGACCGUCGAUGCGCCAUUGCCAGCCCUCACCGCCGGCGAAACACUGAUUCCCAUUGCCCACAAGUAGAGGACCGGAGACAGAGACGGAGGCCAAGGCCAAGGCCGAGACCGAGGCUUGGGCGACCACAAAAAACAGAUUACCUACAUCAUACAUACAUAUUGGACUAUCCUAUCUAAAUGAUUAAUUAAUUAUUUUUUUUUUUGGUUCUGAAUUAUGAAGCUAAACUAUGUUACUGACUUACUACUCAUAAUUAACUUAAAUGUAAUUCAAGUUAUUAUUAAAUUUGAUUAAUUUAAUUCAUAUUUAUAAUUUUACAUUAAACGUAAUCAAUUUUGUCGUAGUUGUCCCCGCAUUGGUUUCCUUUCCUUCAAAAAUUCAAUUCAAAAAUAAACCAUUAUUUUCGAUCCAGUCUAAAGGAUCCUAAAGUA
Messenger RNA from Drosophila ananassae, 1324 nucleotides. Its product is annotated as heat shock protein beta-1. The record is from RefSeq and is a predicted model, not a curated record. The coding region runs from base 381 to 962 and encodes 193 amino acids. Gene Ontology annotation, biological process: protein refolding; response to heat. Gene Ontology annotation, molecular function: protein folding chaperone. Lineage: Eukaryota; Metazoa; Arthropoda; Insecta; Diptera; Drosophilidae. The transcript has 5 exons.